AACCAUCAUCAUCAUCAUCAUCAUCUUCAAACCCUUCAUUCUUCUCUAGAAACAAAAACAAAAACAUAAACAAAAAUGAAGUUUGGUGGAUCAAAGAGAAAGAUAUCAACCAGGGGACUUGGAAGAGUUCUUAAAGAGCAAAGGGCCAGGCUUUACAUCAUAAGGAGAUGCGUCGUCAUGCUUCUCUGCUGGCAUGACUAGGCUAUAUAUACUAGGUCACCUACGUUGGUUGGUUGGUUGGUUCAUCGGCGACGACUACAUCUUCUUUUUUUGGCCUGAAUUCACACCGGCGGCAGCUUUCUCCGAUCUAUUUUUUGUGGGUUUUCAACCUAAGGGUGGGAACUUGGGAAUUAUGACAACUUUUUCGAUCCAAGUUGAGCUUCAUCAUCGAUAUAUGCCACUCUAUGUGAUUUUUAAGUCAUGGAUCGAGCAUCCAUUCAUGAUUUGUAAAUAGAAUCUACCUAGACAUGAUGUCACCACAAUUUUGUACCAAUUAUUAAGCAAUAGCCUCUUGUAUGUGCUUCAUGUAUAUCCAAGACUUUCAAUCAUAACUUUUUUGAUCUUGCAA
This is a messenger RNA of Impatiens glandulifera, 568 nucleotides long. RefSeq names its product small polypeptide DEVIL 4. The transcript has a single exon. Gene Ontology annotation, biological process: negative regulation of cell population proliferation. NCBI's taxonomy places the organism in Eukaryota, Viridiplantae, Streptophyta, Magnoliopsida, Ericales, Balsaminaceae. The coding region runs from base 76 to 201 and encodes 41 amino acids. The record is from RefSeq and is a predicted model, not a curated record.